AGGGCCGGCAGUCGGCUCGGGAGCGGCCGGCGCGCGCGCGUGUGCGUUAGGCGCCGCAGCGAGGCAGGGAGGCGCGCAGGGACGGUGGUUGUGCCGGUCCUAGGGCGGCGGCUGCCACCGCAGCAGCCCCCCGAGCAGAGGGGGCCGACGCGGCCGGACGAGCUGGGGAUGGGGAGGACCGGGUCCCGCACCUCUCCCGGGCGCGUGCGCGGCUCCGGGGGCGCACAGUGACGGCUGCGGCGCCGCUGGCCCGGCAAGCGCCGAGGCCGCUUCGCCAAGGGAACCUUCGGCCGGCGGCGGGCCGGGCCAUGAGGAGCGGCCGGGGCCGGGCCAGGCCUCGCUGACCCCGGCCCCGCGCGGAGGCCUCCACCCCGUUUCCGCUCCAGCCUCUCGGCAUGAGCGUCCGCCCGGGCCGGGGGCCGCGGCUGCCCCGGUCCGGCGGCCCGCGGGCGCGCUCAGGGCCGGCGGGCCCGCGGUGCUGAUCCCGGCCCGCCGCGCUGCGCUGCCCGCCCGCCCGCUGUAUGCCCCCGGGGGCGCGGCCAUGGAGGUAGUGGGCGACUUCGAGUACAGCAAGAGGGACCUCGUGGGACACGGGGCCUUCGCGGUGGUCUUCCGGGGGCGGCACCGCCAGAAAACUGACUGGGAGGUGGCUAUUAAAAGUAUUAAUAAAAAGAACUUGUCAAAAUCACAAAUCCUGCUUGGGAAGGAAAUUAAAAUCUUGAAGGAACUUCAGCACGAAAAUAUUGUAGCCCUCUAUGAUGUUCAGGAAUUACCCAACUCUGUCUUUCUGGUGAUGGAGUACUGCAAUGGUGGAGACCUGGCAGAUUAUUUGCAAGCUAAGGGAACUCUCAGCGAAGAUACUAUUAGAGUGUUUCUGCAUCAGAUUGCAGCUGCCAUGCGAAUCCUGCACAGCAAAGGAAUAAUCCACAGGGAUCUCAAACCACAGAACAUCUUGCUGUCAUACGCCAACCGCAGAAAGUCCAACGUCAGUGGUAUUCGUAUCAAAAUAGCGGAUUUUGGGUUUGCUCGUUACCUGCAUAGUAACAUGAUGGCCGCAACCCUGUGCGGGUCCCCAAUGUACAUGGCUCCUGAGGUUAUUAUGUCUCAACAUUAUGAUGCUAAGGCAGACUUGUGGAGCAUAGGAACGGUGAUAUAUCAAUGCCUAGUUGGAAAGCCACCUUUUCAGGCCAAUAGUCCUCAAGACUUAAGGAUGUUUUAUGAAAAAAAUAGGAGCUUAAUGCCUAGUAUUCCCAGAGAAACAUCACCUUAUUUGGCUAAUCUCCUCUUGGGUUUGCUUCAGAGAAACCAAAAAGACAGAAUGGACUUUGAAGCAUUUUUCAACCAUCCUUUUCUUGAGCAAGUUCCGGUGAAAAAAUCCUGCCCGGUCCCGGUGCCCGUGUAUGCUGGCUCUGUGUCCGGCAGCUCCUGUGGCAGCUCCCCGUCUUGUCGUUUUGCCUCUCCCCCGUCCCUUCCAGAUAUGCAGCAUAUUCAGGAAGAGAACUUAUCCUCCCCACCGUUGGGUCCUCCCAACUGUCUGCAAGUGUCCAAAGAUUCUGCCAGCACUAGUAGCAAGAACUCUUCCUGUGAUACGGAUGACUUUGUUUUGGUUCCACACAGCAUCUCGUCAGACCACUCAUGUGACAUGCCAAUGGGAGCUGCUGGCAAGCGUGCUUCAAACGAGUUCUUGGUGUGCGCAGGGCAGUACCAGCCUACCGUGUCCCCUCACAGUGAGACAGCACCAAUUCCGGUCCCUACUCAGAUAAGGAAUUAUCAGCGCAUAGAGCAGAAUCUUACAUCUACUGCCAGCUCUGGCACAAAUCUGCACGGUUCUCCAAGAUCUGCAGCGGUACGAAGGUCUAACACCAGCCCUAUGGGCUUCCUCCGGCUGGGAUCCUGCUCCCCGGCACCAGCAGACACAGUGCAGACAGUUGGACGGAGACUCUCCACUGGGUCUUCCAGACCUUUUUCACCUUCCCCUUUGGUUGGUACCAUUCCUGAGCAAUUUAGUCAGUGCUGCUGUGGGCAUCCUCAGGGUCAUGAAUCCAGGAGUAGAAACUCAUCAGGUUCUCCAGUGCCACAGGCCCAGUCACCACAGUCUCUCCUGUUGGGUGCUAGAUUGCAGAGCGCCCCUACCCUCACUGACAUCUACCAGAACAAGCAGAAACUCAGAAAGCAGCACUCGGACCCUGUGUGCCCAUCUCACGCUGGGGUUGGGUACAGCUACUCACCUCAGCCCAGUCGGCCUGGUGGCCUUGGAACCUCUCCCACCAAGCACAUGGGGUCCUCUCCUCGGAGUUCAGACUGGCUCUUUAAAACUCCUUUACCAACAAUCAUUGGCUCUCCUACUAAGACCACAGCUCCUUUCAAAAUACCUAAAACACAAGCGUCUUCCAACCUGCUAGCCUUGGUUACUCGUCAUGGGCCUUCUGAAGGGCAGUCUAAAGAUGGGAGUGACCCACGGGAAUGCUCUCAUUGUCUCUUAGUACAAGGAAGUGAGAGGCAGAAGUCUGAGCAGCAGAACAAGGCAGUGUUUGGCAGGUCUGUCAGUACUGGGAAAUUAUCAGAUCAACAAGUAAAGAUACCUUUAGGUGGACAUCAGGGCAGCACGGACAGCUUAAAUACAGAACGACCAAUGGAUAUAGCCCCCGCAGGAGCUUGUGGUGUGGUACUGGCACCUCCCAUAGGAACAGCAGCAAGUUCCAGGGCUGUCCUGUUCACUGUAGGAUCUCCUCCACACAGUGCCACGGCCCCCACUUGUACCCAUAUGGUCCUUCGAACGAGAACAACCUCAGCGGGCUCCAGCGGCUCCGGAGGCUCCCUGUGCUCCGCCAGCGGCCGCGCGUGCGUGGGCUCCCCGCCAGGGCCGUGCUCGGGGUCCUCCCCUCCGGGAGCGGAGGCGGCUCCCGGCCUGAGAUACAUGCCUUAUGGUGCUUCACCCCCCAGCCUAGAGGGGCUCAUCACCUUUGAAGCCCCUGAACUGCCAGAGGAGACACUGAUGGAGCGAGAACACACAGACGCCUUACGCCACCUCAGUGUGAUGCUGAUGUUCACCGAGUGCGUGCUGGACCUGACAGCCGCGCGGGGAGGAGACCCGGAGCUGUGCGCGUCCGCUGUCUCAUCCGCCGUCUCCUUGUACCAGAUCCAGGAGAGCGUGGUCGUGGACCAGAUCAGCCAACUAAGCAAAGACUGGGGGCGGGUGGAGCAGCUGGUGUUGUACAUGAAGGCGGCACAGCUUCUAGCCGCAUCGCUGCAUCUCGCCAAAGCCCAGGUCAAGUCCGGGAAACUGAGCCCAUCCACGGCCGUGAAACAAGUUGUCAAGAAUUUGAAUGAACGAUACAAAUUCUGCAUCACCAUGUGCAAGAAACUUACGGAAGAGCUGACUCGCUUCUUCUCUGACAAACAGAGAUUUAUUGAUGAAAUCAGCAGCGUGACUGCAGAGAAACUCAUCUAUAAUUGUGCUGUAGAAAUGGUUCAGUCUGCAGCCCUGGAUGAGAUGUUUCAGCAGACAGAAGAUAUUGUUUAUCGCUAUCAUAAGGCAGCCCUUCUUUUGGAAGGCCUAACGAAGAUCCUCCAGGACCCUGCAGAUAUUGAAAACGUACAUAAAUAUAAAACUAGUAUUGAGAGAAGACUGUCAGCACUCUGCUGUAGCACCGCGACCCUGUGAGCGGCAGCCGGUCCAGCCCCUGGACCAGUGGUGGAAUUGAGGAGAGAAGUUUGGGAUGACAGCUCGGGUUCUGGUUCCCCAUCUCCAGGAAACCGUAGUUUCUCACCAAAGAGCAAGGAGUGACUUCACAAAGGAAGAACCAUCCAAAACUACAUACUUGUAGGAAAUCUGCCUUAUCGGAGACGACACCCCUUCCCCUUUUCUUUGUAGAAGCAGCAGCAAGAGUAUUCCACUUGGCUCUCAGUUCGAACCUGGUAAAUAAAUGUACCUUAGAAAUAGAA
Molecule: messenger RNA, 3945 nt
Organism: Neofelis nebulosa (Clouded leopard)
Lineage: Eukaryota; Metazoa; Chordata; Mammalia; Carnivora; Felidae
Gene: ULK2
Product: unc-51 like autophagy activating kinase 2
Exons: 27
Coding region: 542-3664 (1040 amino acids)
Biological process (GO): peptidyl-serine phosphorylation; autophagosome organization; positive regulation of autophagy
Cellular component (GO): cytoplasm; autophagosome
Molecular function (GO): protein serine/threonine kinase activity; ATP binding
Source: RefSeq, a predicted model, not a curated record